Messenger RNA from Mugil cephalus (flathead mullet), 1214 nucleotides. It is a transcript of the gene bcl7bb, whose product is annotated as BAF chromatin remodeling complex subunit BCL7B b. The transcript has 6 exons. Bases 56 to 667 code for a protein of 203 amino acids. Lineage: Eukaryota; Metazoa; Chordata; Actinopteri; Mugiliformes; Mugilidae. The record is from RefSeq and is a predicted model, not a curated record.
GCCACUGUAACGGAGGACUGGGGCUUGGUCUUGAAGUUUUCAGAUGCAUCUGUAGAUGAAUCAUAACACCAUCAAGAUGUCGGGACGAUCAGGCCGCGCUGAGACCCGAAGUCGGGCUAAAGAUGACAUUAAAAAGGUGCUGGCCGCCAUCGAGAAAGUGCGCAAAUGGGAGAAGAAAUGGGUAACAGUUGGAGACACAUCCUUACGCAUAUUCAAGUGGGUGCCAGUAACAGAAACUAAGCAGAUAUAUCGCACCAAAUCCACAGGUGGAGAUGUUAGAGGGUUGAAAGAUGUGGUCCUGGAAAACACAAACUCUUUAUUGGAUUUCACCGAUGAAAACAGCAACCAGAGCUUUCUGUCGGACGUAUACCAGCCUAAAAUGGACAACAGCAGCAGCACCUCCAGCUCGCAGCAAGUCAGCCCUCCACAUACCUCCAGCCUCCGGACUGAAGACUCCCAGCCGCCAAUGCUUGGCCAGGAGAGUGUAGAUGAGCCAGUUCAUUCAGGACAGGAGGCGGCAGAUGAGCCACCUACUCUCAUCAAGGAGGACCUUCUGUCAUCAGGAUCUGUUAGGCGGAGCACUCCAGACACACAGGAAGAACUGGAUGAAUCAGGAGCACCUCCUUUAAAGAAGAUCUGCACAGGAGAAAAUGCUGUUCUGAGAUAGCUUAUUUAAAAUUAAUUUGUUAAAAUGCACACGAUACCUGUCCUCAGCUGUUGUAAAAUUAGCUAAGCUUUCAAUAUUUUUUGGUUCUGAUUACAUGUGUAUGCAGAUAUUAUUCAUUACAUUUCAGCUAAUGACAAAAAAAAAGUAUUUACUGCAGUUUUAAAGCUCUUUCAAAACUUUGAGAUCCCUGAGAAGAACGGAGAGGAUUUCCCUACCGUUGUUAUGUGCUGUAAAUGGCUAUAUUUCUGGAAUCUGUUUCUGACUUACUCUUUAUGCAGUUGGACUUUUGCAUGUCUCCAUAGGAUAUUGCUUUGUUUUGCGUUGUUUGAAAGUUUACUCGACAUUUUUAACAGGUGUUACAUGUGUAGCUUGACGCGGACUGAUGUUUAGUUGUGCCAAUGUGAAUGAAAAACCUUUCUGGAACAAGUUUUCUUUUGGCUCAUCACAUGCAAGAUUUUUUUAAAGCUAUAUAAUAUAAUUUGCCCUUGUUUAUAACUGAAACAUAUUUGUAAACCAUAAUAAAUGCUACUUUUCAUUUCAAAUCAUU